Molecule: messenger RNA, 4780 nt
Organism: Corythoichthys intestinalis (scribbled pipefish)
Lineage: Eukaryota; Metazoa; Chordata; Actinopteri; Syngnathiformes; Syngnathidae
Gene: ethe1
Product: ETHE1 persulfide dioxygenase
Exons: 7
Coding region: 111-1091 (326 amino acids)
Biological process (GO): glutathione metabolic process; hydrogen sulfide metabolic process
Cellular component (GO): mitochondrion
Molecular function (GO): sulfur dioxygenase activity
Source: RefSeq, a predicted model, not a curated record
AAAAACUUGAACAAGAUCGUUACUACUGCUGGAAUCAAACCGAAAUUAUUAAGCAACUGUUAAAUUACAAUCAGACAAGCAGGCAUUAAACAGUGCCUCUGUGAGUCAGCAUGACGGGCUAUCUAUUGCGACAAUCUACACCACUUCUCUUCCGUAUGCAAGCGACCGUAAGCACUUUAGAACGUCUUUGGGGAAAGAGGACCAUGUGCUCGGGGAUAACCGCGAUGGCAGUGGCUCGACGCUGCCUGUCAACCGCACUCUGUAGACACCGGAGGCACACGGAGAGCUCGAGAGUCUCUGAAGCCGGGAGGGAGCGCCUGUGCUCGGCUGCCAGAGCCCACAACGUACCGCUAGCAAAAGUGAGGGCUUACUCGUCCGGGACACGGUUGAACGGCGAGCUCCUCUUUAGACAGCUGUUUGAAUCAGAGAGUAGCACCUACACGUACCUGUUAGCGGAUGCCGUCACCAAGGACGCCGUCCUUAUUGACCCUGUACUGGAGACCAUCGAUCGGGACCUCAAGUUAAUCGGCGAACUGGGGCUCCAGCUGAGAGUCGCAGUGAACACUCACUGCCACGCGGAUCACAUCACCAGCACGGGGCUCAUGAAAACGAGGCUAGCUGGCCUGAAAAGCGCGAUCUCUAAAUUAAGCGGCGCAACGGCAGACAUCCUCUUGUCCGAGGGAGACAGGAUCACCUUUGGAAAACAUCAUUUGACAGUGAGAGAAACCCCAGGACACACGGACGGCUGUGUGACACUGGUGAUGAAGGAUCAGUCUAUGGCGUUCACAGGAGAUGCGUUGCUCAUACGAGGCUGCGGCAGGACUGACUUCCAGCAAGGUUGCUCCAAAUUGCUUUACAAUUCCAUUCAUAAGAAGAUCUUCACCCUGCCUGAUAACUGCCUUAUCUACCCGGCACAUGACUAUCAAGGUCAGACAGUGUCGACUGUCGGCGAGGAACGCACAUUAAACCCUCGCUUGACUAAGAGCCUGGAGGAUUUUGUAACCAUCAUGAACAACCUAAAUCUGCCUAAGCCUUCCAAAAUAGAUAUUUCAUUGCCUGCUAAUCUGGUCUGCGGAGUUCAUCAAAUUUGAACACCCAGUAAUGUCAAUGAUUUUUUUGUAUAAAGAGUCAUAUGCUACCAGUUAUUAUAUUGUAAAUUUGGCCAAAUGAAAAACAUGUGCUAUGUAUUUACACAUUUCCUGCACUUCAGAUGAACAAUCUUUACUCGAUGAUAGUUCCAAACUGAAUUUCUUGCUUUUUACAUUCACUUCAAACUGCACCAUUUACAAUGUGAAUUACUAAGGGCCAUUCCUGUUGUAUAGGUUGAAAACAUUGACUAAGCUGUGAGUGAAGUCUCUCAACAACUCCCUUGCCCUGCCUGUAAGACAGGUUUUAAGACUGUAAGACAGCCCCUGACAUACGACAAUGACACAGAAACAUCCAUUAUAUACUGUGGUAUAAAAAAGUAUCUGAACCUUUUGGAAUUUCUCACAUUUCUGCAUGAAAUCACCAUCAAAUGUGAUCCGAUCUUUGUCAAAAUCACACAAAUGAAAAAACUGCCUGCUUUAACUAAAACUACCCAAACAUUUAUAGGUUUUCACAUUUUAAUGAGGAUAGUAUGCAAACAAUGACAUAAGGUGGAAAAAUAAGUAAGUGAACCAUCACAUUUACUAUUUUGUGGCCCCCCCUUUGGCAGGAAUAACUUCAAACAGAUGCUUCCUGUAGCUGCAGAUCAGUCAGGCACAUUGAUCAGGACUAAUCUUGGCCCAUUCUUCUCUACAAAAAUGCUGUAGUUCAGUCAGAUUCCUGGGAUGUCUGGCAUUAAUCACUGUCUUUAGGUCAUGCCACAGCAUCUCAAUGGGGUUCAAGUCUGGACUUUGACUUGGCCACUCCAGAACGUGUAUUUUGUUCUUCUGAAACCAUUCUGAAGUUGAUUUACUUCUGUGUUUUUGAUCAUUGUCUUGUUGCAGCAUCCAUCCUCUUUUUAGCUUCAACUGUCUGAUAGACGUCCUCAGGUUUUCCUGCAAAACAUCCUGGUAAACUUUUGAAAUCAUUCUUCCAUUAAUGAUUGCAAGUUGUCCAGGCCCUGAGGUAGCAAAACAGCCCCAAAACAUGCUCCCUCCACCAUGCUUCACUGUGGGGAUGAAGUGUUGAUGUUGGUGAGCUGUUGCAUUUUUCCUCCACACAUUACACAUGUGUGUUAAUCCCAAACAAUUCAACUUUGGUUUCAUCAGUCCACAAAAUAUUUUGCCAAAACUUCUGCGGGCUUUUUCCAAACAUUAAACGAACAACAAUGUUUUUUUAGACAUGAAGAGCGUUUGGCACUGUUGCUUCUCCCAAGGAGUUUUCUUUGUUGAACAGACACUCCUUGGGAGAAGCAACAGUGCCAAACGCUCUUCAUUUGCAGACAACUCUGACUGUCGAUUGAUGAACAACCACGACUUUUACAGAUGAUUUUGUAUCCUGUCCCAGCUUUAUACAAAUCAACAAUCCUUGAUCGCAUGUGUUUAGACAGCUCUUUUGACUGAGCCAUGAUGCACAUCAGACAAUGCUUCUCAUUAAGACACUUCUUACCAGGUGUGUGUUUUAUAGUGGGCAGGGCAGCUUUAAACCACUCAUCAGUGAUUGGCAGUGUUGGGAGUAAAGCCGUUAUAAAUAACGCAGUUACGUAACGGCGUUAUUUUUUCAGUAAUUGGGUAAUCUAACUAAUUACUUUUUCCGCCGUUAUAACGCCGUUACCGUUACUGACUGUCAAAAGCGGUGUGUUACUUACUCUGAAUAAAUUGAAGAAACUACCAGCCGUGUCGAGUCGACUCUGCUCUGCUGAUUUGUCAUCCAAGACUUGGGGUGCGUUCAGGUUCCAGAAUAGUGCACAUACUUCUGACUCCAAGCUGUUUGUCCCUGCUCAUUCAAUUAGACAAUGCUUUCCAAAGUUUGGUAACGUUUCUGUGUUUGCUCCACCUCAUGCUAGCCUCGUUCCCAUCUCCCAUUGUCAGCCAGCAAUAAUUCUGCUUCCAUCUUGAGGACGGCAGACGCUUUGAAGGUGACGUGAAUUGUCGGGAACGAGCCUACCUGAAUGCAGCCCCUUGAGAGAUGCGAUGGAAGUGAUUGUGAUUGGCUGAGGGUUAGAGUCAUGUGUCGUAGUAAGCCAAUCAGAGCCGGUGAUUUCACAAGCAAACCGGAACAGCGCGUGCGGCAAACACACACACGCAAAACAGAUGCACAGGGUCGGGAUGGCAGAGCAUUCAGUAGAAAAAUUGUCCUUUAAGAGGUGGAGCUAUAGACACUAUUUCAAGUUUGUCGAAAUUAAAGGAAAAAAACCUGCAUGUAAUGUGUAAUUUAUGUCCCGGGGCAAAGCUUUUGUCGACAUCUGUGGUAAGCAAUUCAAAUCUGCUGAAGCACCUAACAAGUUAACUACCUGUCUGUUCUUCUCUAUUCCACUGACUCGAAUACUGCUCCGAAAAUGUCAAAUUCUUUGACAUACAACAAGUACUUUUUAAAGUAACGGAAAUAGUUACUUUCCCUGGUAACUAGUUACUUUUACUGUAGAGUAAUUCAGUGACUAACUCAGUUACUUUUUGGAAGUAGUGAGGAAUGUAACUAAUUACUUUUUUAAAAUAACGUGCCCAACACUGGUGAUUGGGCACACACCUGACUUAAAUUGUUUGGUAAAAAUUGGUUUCAAUUGCUCUUUAAGUCUCCUUAAGCAGAGGGUUCACUUACUUAUUUUUCCCCCUUCUGUCAUUGUUUGCAUGCUAUCCUCAUUAAAAUAUGAAAACCUAUAAAUGUUAGGGUGGUUUUAGUUAAAGCAGACACUGUUUUUACAUCUGUGUGAUUUUGACAAAGAUCAGAUAACAUUUGAAUAGGAUUUUAUGCAGAAAUGUGAGAAAUUCCGAAAGGUUCCUUCUUACCACUGUAGGUCAACAUUCAUCGUAAUUACUGGUAUUUCUAAUUCUUCUCAUGUAAGAAAUGGGGUGCUAGCAUUUUAUGUUAGCACUGUACUAAUACAGUAAAAACUCAGGUGUUUUCAAGGUAGUUUCCAUUUGAGCCUUUGUUGUUAUUGCCACACUUCGGCACCUCUUUGUUAUGACAUCAUACAAACACAUCAUUCAUUCCUAAACAUCUGUUCCUUUCAACAGUCGGACAGUUUACUGUACGGUUCAACCCCUUCCUGCCUUUUUUAUUCUAACCCACAACCUGAAGAUAUGAAGAUCUACAACAUGCCAGUCUUGUUUAUUAACCUGGCCAGUUGGCGCCAGCUGUCCUCUCACCCAUCUGCUGAACCUUCUUUCUUUUUUCACACCCACUUAGACUGCCAGCCACUCUCUCACGCCAACCUCCUGUCACUGGAAACAAUCUAUUAUGGCUAUCAGCUCAUUCAGACACAGCUGUAAAAGAGGCCAGCCUGGGUGCUGGUAAAGUCGUCGCAGUCAAGAGAGUAGAUUUUUGCCCUGGCGGCCUCCUGUAGGCUACUUACAGGGUUUCAUUAUUGUUAAAUAAUACUAGCUUGUGGCGUACAGUGAAUGUCUUAAUGCCUGGUGGUAUUUUAAUCUUUACUUGAGUCUGUAAUCACUCUGCAACUGACUGACCUACAGUUUUUGACACUACGUAAUCUACAUUCUUAGUCUUUUUAUUGUGGUCCUUGUUUCAUUGCUUUUAAAUACAUUAAGUCAGAUGUCGUGUAGCUUUAUUGCUAUUACUGAUUGUCACUACGCUUAGCAGUAAGUUUGUGAAUAUGUUUAAAAUUAUAUUGUCUGAAAUAAAGUUUUUUUAUAUUGUU